This is a messenger RNA of Ilex paraguariensis (yerba mate), 1678 nucleotides long. The record is from the annotation of a GenBank genome assembly. NCBI's taxonomy places the organism in Eukaryota, Viridiplantae, Streptophyta, Magnoliopsida, Aquifoliales, Aquifoliaceae.
AUGUUUAACUGCACAAACAGACCAAAUGGGAAAAUGAAAAAUGGCAAGCUACCCACAUUCAGAACCUCCAUUUUCUCAUCAACCCAUCAUUCAAAACCCUCGGUGCCACACAAUCCUACUUCCCCGCCAGCAGCAACUAGUUACCUUUUGCACCCACCCAAUGCCUAUUGUCUCUCCUCAGCUUUGCAACACUAUAUCAACUCAGACAACCCUUGCCAUGGACAGAAGAUCCAUUCACACAUUCUCAAAACUGGGUUUAGCCCCAAUACCAACAUCUCCAUCAAACUCCUCAUUCUGUAUGUUAAAUCUUCUUGCUUGUCAUAUGCACGCCAGUUGUUCGAUAAGUUGUCUCAACCAACUCUUUCUGCUUAUAAUUACAUGAUUUCUGGAUAUAUUAAACAUGGAUUUGUUGGAGAAUCGUUUGAUUUGGUCCAUAGACUGGUUUUAUCCAAUGAAAAGCCUGAUGGCUAUACGUUUUCCAUGAUUUUGAAAGCAUCUACUGGUGAUAAUGUGUCGUUAAUUCGUAUAGGGAGGGAGGUUCAUGCGCAGAUAGUGAAAUUUGAUGUGGAGACUGAUGAUAUCCUUUACACGGCGCUGGUUGACUCGUAUGUUAAGGGUGGCAGGGUUGGUUAUGCAAGGAGAGUGUUUGAGAUGAUGUUGGAAAAGAAUGUUGUUUGUUCUACAUCAAUGAUCACUGGAUACCUGAAACAAGGCAGUGUUGAAGAUGCUGAGGAUGUAUUCAAGAAAACGGUUGAAAAAGAUGUGGUGGUUUUUAAUGCUAUGAUUGAAGGUUAUAGCAAAUCAAUUGACACUGCUAAGAGGGCGCUUGAGGUUUAUAUUGACAUGCAACGUUUGGAUUUUAGUCCUACGAUAUCAACUUUUGCGAGUAUCAUUGGGGCUUGUUCUGUAUUGUCGGCAUUUGAAAUCGGUCAGCAAGUUCAAGGACAACUUAUGAAGACUGAAUUUUUUACUGACAUAAAAAUGGGAAGCGCUCUAUUAGAUAUGUACUCGAAAUGUGGGAGAACUGAGGAUGCAAGAAGAGUUUUUGACCACAUGCCUGAAAAGAAUGUGUUUUCGUGGACUUCCAUGAUUGAUGGUUAUGGAAAGAAUGGAAAUCCCAAUGAAGCACUCGAGCUGUUCAGCAGAAUGCAAGGAUAUCAUCCCAUUGAGCCCAAUUAUGUAACAUUCCUUAGUGCUCUCUCGGCUUGUGCACAUGCGGGCCUAAUUGCUAGAGGGAGAGAGAUCUUUGAGAGCAUGCAGAGAGAUUACUCAGUAAAACCAAGGAUGGAGCAUUAUGCUUGCAUGACUGAUCUCUUGGGCCGUUCAGGAGGUUUAAAUGAGGCACUGGAGUUCAUAAUGGAAAUGCCCGAAAGACCUAAUUCUGAUGUUUGGGCGGCUCUGCUAAGUUCUUGUAGAAUUCAUGGUGAUGUAGAGAUUGCAAAUAUAGCAGCCAAUGAACUUUUCAAAUUAAGUAGUGAUAGCAGGCCAGGCGCAUAUGUUGCGCUAUCCAAUACUUUAGCGGAGGCUGGGAGAUGGGACAAUGUAAGUGAAAUCAGGGAGUUAAUGAAGGGAAGAGGGAUAUCUAAAGAUACUGGCUUCAGUUGGAUCGGGACCGAUGAUGGUUUAGAAGCUUUCCAUUUUGGACAAAGAUCUAAUUAAUUUAUGUUCGAGAUCAGGG